Molecule: messenger RNA, 1369 nt
Organism: Onthophagus taurus
Lineage: Eukaryota; Metazoa; Arthropoda; Insecta; Coleoptera; Scarabaeidae
Source: RefSeq, a predicted model, not a curated record
ACCAACUUGAAUUUCUUUUUAUUUAUCCAGGUUGAGAAUAAGUUAGAAGAAAUGUUUGCUGGUAUCGUUGAAGAUCCACCAAAACCAGAAGAAAUUCCAAAACCAACAUCGCCCGAAUCGCCACAAAACGAAAAUUUAGCAACAUCAACAACGUCAAAAAUUGAAACCACAUCAGAAGAGAUUACGUCGACGAAUAACGAUGAAAACGCUUUGUUAUUAAUCGAGGAAAGUGAUGAUUUGUGUAAAACUCCGGUUAAAAAGGGGAAAUUAUCGACGAAGCGACGAACCAACACGACGCCCAAGAAGAAAAAGGGGAGCAAAGCGGCGAAAGUUUCGUCAAAAACGAGCGGCGGACCUAGCGGGAGUAGCAAGAAAGAUAAGAAAUCGAUUAAUGGGAAAAUUGAGGUUAUUAAGGAUGUUUACGCGUAUGAUUCUGGGAGUAAUACGAGUUCGGUGAAAUCCAGGGGACCUUUUGUUCAUAUUGAAGGUACACGAGAUUCCCCAGUUUCAGUCAGUAUUAUAAACACCGCAACGGAAGAAGAUAACGAAAAGAAAAACAAUAAGUUAAAAAAAUUCCACGACGACAGCGAAUACCGUCAUAAAGUGCGUUCGAAAGGAUUACAUUGCAGCACUUUGAGUAAUAAGUACGAUGCUCAAACGAAGGAUGUAAGUUGGAUUUGCGUAUUUUGUAAACGAGGACCACACUCAACGGACGUUUCUUUGUUACCGAAUUCGAAUCAAUUUUAUCCACCGGGUGAUCUAUUCGGGCCGUACGUUAUAACGAAUAAUUGUCCCGAGUUUGAAAGGAAAUUAAACGAUCCUUACGAUAAACAAUUUAAAAGUAAAAAAAUCGCGCGCGUUUUGGACGCUCAAAAUACAGCGAUCGCACCGACGUCAAAUGUGGCGCCAAAAAUAUCAAAAAAAUCCAAACGAAAACAUCACCAACAACAGCAACAAUUAGCGGUUGUGGAAAGUAGUGAAAAUAGGGAUUUUCACGACGAUUUUUUAUUGGGGAUUACGGCCACUUCGGAAAAGACAUUUGAAAUUUGGACCCACGAGGAUUGCGUGGUGUGGUCGCCAGGGGUUUAUUUGGUGGGGCCGAAAAUUGUUGGACUUGAAGAGGCGGUUUGGACGUCUUGUAACGUGAUUUGUGUUAAGUGCGGUUAUAAAGGGGCGAAUUUGUGUUGUUUGAGGCGCGGUUGUACCAACGUUGUACAUUUUGGUUGUGGUGUUGUUGCGGAUUGGGCGUUGGAUUACGAUAGUUUUAGGGCGUAUUGUGUUGAACACAAAUCGAUGAUGUGUUAAGAAGUUUAAAAAAAUAAGUAUUGAUGAAAUUAAUUAAAAGGGGAGGAAUAAAAGAAAUUGAGAG